AUGAACACUGGUGAAAAAGCCAUCGCAAUAAAGCAGAAUUGGAGGGGUCAAUACGUCAAUCCGUGGAAUUCGUGGAGGGAGAAACGGAUGAAAGCAGCUUAUUACCUUCUCACCAACAAACCCUCAGAGGACGUCUGGCCGUUGCCCAGCAACGCGCAGCUGGACACAAAUCUCCCGGUAGUCAAGCCCGUUUUUGGCCCCCCGUUUACUGACUUUGACUCCGACUGCGGAGUGCGUCUUACUUGGCUCGGCCAUGCCUCUGUCCUCCUUUACCUGGAUGGGGUCAACAUCCUCUGCGAUCCCAUUUUUAGCUCACGAUGCGUUGUCGUCGGACCCAAACGCUAUCGCCCCAUGCCCUGUAAGGUUGAAGAUCUUCCCCAACUUCAUGCUGUGGUCAUCUCCCACAACCAUUUUGACCACUUGGACCUUCCAACUGUCAGGAAGUUAAGUCGAUGCUUUCCUGAUACUGUUUGGUGCAUCCCCACCGGCUGCGCAGAUCUAAUCGCCUCGACGAUUAACCGUGGAAAGGGAAAGCGUCGUCCACGUAUCUGGGAGGCAGUGUGGUGGGACGAGAGAACGCUCAGUGACAGUGAGGUUCGGCUUAUCUACACUCCUGCGCAGCACUGGUCGGGCCGUAAUAUCUUUUUCGAUAACGAUAGAAGUCUGUGGGGCAGCUGGACUUUUGUCGGACCAACGCAUCGCGCUUGGUUUGGCGGUGAUACUGGAUACUGUGAGGCCUUCCGAGACAUUGGAGAGAAAUAUGGUCCGAUUGAUGUUGCUGCCAUUCCCAUUGGUGCCUACACUCCACGCGACCUAAUGCGCUCUCAGCACGUAAACCCACAGGAAGCUGUGCAAAUCCACCGUGACAUUCAUGCCACCCACUCUGUCGGUGUGCAUUGGGGCACUUUUCACAUUGGUCGGGAGUACAAAGAGUGCUUAGCAAAACCUCAUGCUGCUCAUUCUCUUUCAAAUUGCAACCUCAUUUACUCAAUGCACUUGGUCAAACACAAUUUUGCGGGCGUGAUCUACAGAAAUCCGUGA
Molecule: messenger RNA, 1041 nt
Organism: Echinococcus granulosus
Lineage: Eukaryota; Metazoa; Platyhelminthes; Cestoda; Cyclophyllidea; Taeniidae
Product: N-acyl-phosphatidylethanolamine-hydrolyzing phospholipase D
Exons: 5
Coding region: 1-1041 (346 amino acids)
Biological process (GO): N-acylethanolamine metabolic process; N-acylphosphatidylethanolamine metabolic process
Cellular component (GO): cytoplasm; membrane-bounded organelle
Molecular function (GO): N-acylphosphatidylethanolamine-specific phospholipase D activity; zinc ion binding
Source: RefSeq, a predicted model, not a curated record